Molecule: messenger RNA, 628 nt
Organism: Pyrenophora tritici-repentis Pt-1C-BFP
Lineage: Eukaryota; Fungi; Ascomycota; Dothideomycetes; Pleosporales; Pleosporaceae
Product: cytochrome c oxidase polypeptide V, mitochondrial precursor
Biological process (GO): mitochondrial electron transport, cytochrome c to oxygen
Source: RefSeq, a predicted model, not a curated record
AUGCUGCGUUCGUCCAUUGCCCGCGCUUCGAGGAGCUCGGCUGCCGUCAUCCCGUCGACCGCGACACGCACACUUCUCCCCAGAGCCGCCCCGGUCGCUUGCCAGGUCCAGCAGACUCGCCAGGCACAUGCCAUCUCCAACCCUACCCUCGCCAAUAUCGAGAAGCGAUGGGAAGACAUGCCCCCCCAGGAGCAGGCCGACUUAUGGAUGACGCUUAGGGACCGCAUGAAGACCGACUGGAAGGAGUUGACUAUUCAGGAAAAGAAGGCUGCAUACUUCAUUGCUUUUGGUCCCCACGGCCCACGCCGACCCCCGCCUCCGGAUGAGGGCCGCAACGUCUUCCUCCUGUCUUCGGCUGUCAUCGCCGGUGCUUUCGCCGUCUUCGCUUUCACGCGCAUGUUCGCCAGCCCCAUUCGACCUCGCACCAUGACCAAGGAGUGGCAGGAGGCUUCCGAGGAAUACUUGAAGGCGCAAGGAUCGGAGCCCAUCACCGGUUACAAGGGAAUGCUGGUCCAGAGCAAGUCCGAGAAGGAAGUGCCAACCAACCAGAAGAUCAACGACGAGUAAAGAAGUCAAUAGAAGAGUCACAGCAACCACUACACCAAUACCGAUACCACGUUUUCUUUGU